AUGAAUAAAAAUUCUUCCAACACAAUGGCUUUGGCUGCUAACACUUCUAACAAAAGAGAGACAGUGUGCAUAUUUGGAACUGGAGAUUUUGGACGAGCUCUGGGGCAUAAGAUGAUUCAGUCUGGCUACCCAGUGGUGUAUGGAAGCCGAAGCACCCAGAUAUCCAACCUGAUUCCCAAGGAUGCAGAGGUGUUGGGCCACGCAGAGGCAGCGCAGAAAGCUGCCGUCAUCAUUAUAGCAAUCCAGAGGCAGCAUUACAACUUUCUUACACCACUAGCAGAGGUUCUCCGUGGAAAAGUCUUGGUGGACAUAAGCAACAACUUGAAACUAAACCAGUAUCCUGAAUCGAACGCGGAGUACCUGGCUCAGCUGCUGCCCGGCAGUAAGGUUGUGAAAGCCUUUAACACCGUGUCAGCCUGGGCCUUGCAGUCGGGCACGCUGGAUGCAAGCCGGCAGGUGUUUGUCUGUGGAGAUGAUGUGGAAGCUAAACAAAUGGUCAUGAAUAUUGUUCGUGCACUGGGUCUCACUCCACUAGAUAAGGGAUCCCUCUUGGCUGCUCAGGAAAUAGAAAAUUACCCUCUGCAACUCUUUCCAAUGUGGAAGUUUCCCAUCUUUUUGUCCCUUGGCCUAACUGCAUUCUUCUUCUUCUACUGUGUGGCUCUUGAUAUAAUUUACACUUAUAUUUAUGAAAAUAAUAACUUUUCAUUUUUUAUUGCAAUUACCAUUCCAAAUCGGGUCUGCCCUGUAAUGGCACUCAUCCUUCUUGCCUUGGUGUAUCUGCCUGGUAUAUUUGCUGCAAUUAUUCAGUUAUACAGAGGUACCAAGUACCGCCGUUUUCCAGACUGGCUGGACAAAUGGAUGCUGUGCAGGAAACAGCUUGGUCUAAUAGCCUUGGCAUUUGCUUCCCUGCAUGCUGUGUUCACUCUUGUUACUCCAUUGCGCGCCUUCGCAAGUUGGAGAACUGGCAAAGGAAUCAUCUCACAGGUACUAAACAAUAAAACAGAACCACUCGACCACACUAAUGCCUGGCUUAGUGACUCUUAUUUGGCUUUGGGAAUUUUAGGAUUUUUUUUAUUUGUCCUUCUGGGAAUAACUUCCUUGCCUUCAGUCAGCAACAAUGUCAACUGGCGAGAAUUUCGAUUUGUUCAGUCCAAACUGGGAUAUCUGGCACUGAUUCUGUGCACUGCACACACACUGGUUUAUGGCGGAAAAUGGUUCCUGAGCCCAUCAGCGUACAAGUGGUAUCUUCCAGACAUCUAUAUCCUCUCUCUCAUUGUUCCAUGUGCUGUACUGGUUGUAAAAUUUGUGCUGAUAUUUCCUUGUGUAGACAAACCACUCACACAAAUUCGGCAGGGCUGGGAGAGAAAUCCCAAAUACUCAGAACAGUCAAAUUACAUUAUCAACAAGUCUGCUGUAUAA
This is a messenger RNA of Pyrgilauda ruficollis (rufous-necked snowfinch), 1419 nucleotides long. It is a transcript of the gene STEAP4, whose product is annotated as STEAP4 metalloreductase. Bases 1 to 1419 code for a protein of 472 amino acids. Lineage: Eukaryota; Metazoa; Chordata; Aves; Passeriformes; Passeridae. Gene Ontology annotation, molecular function: ferric-chelate reductase (NADPH) activity; cupric reductase (NADH) activity. Gene Ontology annotation, biological process: copper ion import. Gene Ontology annotation, cellular component: endosome; plasma membrane. The record is from RefSeq and is a predicted model, not a curated record. The transcript has 4 exons.